Microtus oregoni (creeping vole) is the source of this 2212-nucleotide messenger RNA. It is a transcript of the gene Cisd2, whose product is annotated as CDGSH iron sulfur domain 2. Gene Ontology annotation, cellular component: intracellular membrane-bounded organelle; mitochondrial outer membrane. Gene Ontology annotation, biological process: regulation of autophagy; autophagy of mitochondrion. The coding region runs from base 94 to 501 and encodes 135 amino acids. Gene Ontology annotation, molecular function: 2 iron, 2 sulfur cluster binding. The transcript is spliced from 3 exons. The record is from RefSeq and is a predicted model, not a curated record. NCBI's taxonomy places the organism in Eukaryota, Metazoa, Chordata, Mammalia, Rodentia, Cricetidae.
CCGCCUGGCCACCUCCCGCCCGAGCCCGCGAGCCCGCCGGCCGCUUCCGUCUCACGCAAGCGCAGCAGCCGGGCAGCAGACGCCGGCGGCAGGAUGGUCCUGGACAGCGUGGCCCGCAUCGUGAAGGUGCAGCUGCCCGCCUACCUCAAGCAGCUGCCGGUCCCCGACAGCAUUACCGGCUUCGCCCGCCUCACAGUUUCAGAAUGGCUCCGCCUGCUGCCCUUCCUUGGUGUACUUGCACUUCUCGGCUACCUUGCCGUGCGUCCAUUCUUCCCGAAGAAGAAACAACAGAAGGAUAGCUUGAUUAAUCUUAAAAUACAAAAAGAAAAUCCUAAAGUAGUGAACGAAAUAAACAUUGAAGAUCUGAGUCUUACUAAAGCAGCGUACUGUAGGUGUUGGCGUUCCAAGACGUUUCCUGCCUGUGAUGGGUCCCAUAAUAAGCAUAAUGAAUUGACGGGCGAUAACGUGGGUCCGCUCAUACUGAAGAAGAAAGAAGUAUAACAGUAGCCAUUUAGGAUUGAAACUCUUGUACUCUUUCCUCGUUUGUUGUGCAUAGAAAGUCUUUGGAGGGUUUACCUGUCAGUACUGGUUGAAUAAUUCUUUCUGCCAAUUAUUUCUUGCUACACUACUGCUUAUAUUUGAUACUUUAUAUAGUCAGUCCUGAAAUCAAGAGUUAAUAAAGUCAAUACUAAAGAUUAUAAUUAAUUGGGAAUUUAAAGUUUGGCCAAGGGCCGAAAGUUAUUUCUUUGCAUAUCAGUAUUUUAACAGAAUGUAUAUAUUUUUUAAAAAAGUUCUCCCCUGUUCUGUUAAAUGUAUUUUUGUACUAUUUUGUUUUGCUCAUUUGAAGUAGUUUGUCAUCCUUUGGCCUUUGUGGAACUCUGUUGUUUUUAGAUGAAGUAUGAAAAAUAUUGCCAUCAAGAAUUUCUUUGGGGCAAUAAAGCCCCUUGUUUUAUAGAUAUUCUUGUCUCAUUUCUAUGAUUAUCUCAAUUUGUAAAGUAAAUCAGAUAUACAAAUGUUCCAGCGAGAAACAGUUACUUACAUCAUAAAAAAUUGAUCACCAUACAAAAGGCUUGCUCAGUGUGUGUGUGUGUGUGUGUAUGUGUGUGUGUGUAUGUGUGUGUGUGCUGUUUAACUUGGUGCCAGCUGGGCAGUAAGAGCACUUACCACGAAGGUCUACUUAUGAGCUGCAGUAUGAAGGUCAAGUAGAUGUAAAGUAUCUGAACUUGCCUUAAAAUAACCCAUACUCAAUUGUGUUUUCUCAUUUUUGUAGUCAGUUACAGAGGAACAGGGCAACAGAAUAUUAAGUCACUUGUAAUUUAAGGGGUUGAGUGUGCACAUACUGAGAGAAAAAGUUUUGGUCUUUUUUUAAGAAGUGAUAGCUCUUUAUUGCAUUAACUUCACAAAGCAUAGACAAAAUGUUUGUGUGCGUAAUGGCAGAAGAGCGCCUGCGAGGACAUAUGGCACAGCGUGAUCUGCCUGCUGCCAAGGAGGAUGACUCAGACAGCAAGGCUUACUACUUUUACUUUCCAUUCCUCUCCUGAUCUCCACACAAACAUUUGUAUACUUUAAAUUGAUUUUUAAAUCAAGACUUUGAAUAAAAUUGUCAAAACACAAUGAAGCUUUCUAGAAUUGUCUAAAGAGAGGUAGGAUAGAGGCAGCAUUGCGGGAUCCUAAUGCAGAUGGACUAGACACUAGCUGUGCAGGGAAGUCAGCCGGGCAGGUGUUACCCGCGGAUACUGCAGGCAACAGCACCACAGCAGAACCGCUCAUUUCAUAACUGAAAUGAUACACUGUUAAGGGUAAAAUAAGGAUAUAUAACAAAGGUGAAAUUUAGUUUAGUACUUGAGUUCUGCCAUAAAACUUGUUACCUCUAGGAGCAGGGGAAAAGCAGAACAGUUAUAUUUGGGGACACUCAUUUGUCAGGUCUGCUGGGUUAGAUGGGUCAUCUCUAGGGUUUCUUAUUUAUUUAAUGAGCAUUUAGUGAGCCUGGUGCCACAUAUAUAAUACAUUCUGUUCUCUUUCAUUAGCGAUUAUAUCUAGCUGUUUGAGAAAGACUAGUGAUGGCAAGCCAAGUCUCCAUGCUAAAAGGAAAAUAGUUAUAAAUCAAUUUAUCACAUAAUUAAAUUACAUUGAUACAUUUUAUACUCUUAAUGUUUGUGAAGUGUGAAUGUAAAAACAUUUGUUUUAACAUUAAAACCUUUGUCUAUUUAGA